Lathyrus oleraceus (garden pea) is the source of this 948-nucleotide messenger RNA. RefSeq names its product agamous-like MADS-box protein AGL80. The transcript has 2 exons. The record is from RefSeq and is a predicted model, not a curated record. Gene Ontology annotation, molecular function: DNA-binding transcription factor activity, RNA polymerase II-specific; protein dimerization activity; cis-regulatory region sequence-specific DNA binding. Gene Ontology annotation, biological process: positive regulation of transcription by RNA polymerase II. The coding region runs from base 43 to 711 and encodes 222 amino acids. NCBI's taxonomy places the organism in Eukaryota, Viridiplantae, Streptophyta, Magnoliopsida, Fabales, Fabaceae.
AAUAUCAUUUUUCAAAUUUUCAUUUGUGCUCAUUUCACUAACAUGGCUAGAGGGAAGGUGAAACUUGCAUACAUAAUGAAUAACUCAACAAGGAGAGCAACAUUCCGAAAAAGGAGAAAUGGUAUUCUAAAGAAGAUCGAUGAACUUAGCACCCUUUGCGGGAUAGAUGCAUGUGCAAUCAUCUAUGGAGAAAACAAUCCUCAAGCAGAGGUUUGGCCAUCUAGGAUUGGAGUAAGAAGUGUAUUGUACAGGUUCAUGCGAUUGCCUGAACUCGAACGAAGCAGAAAAAUGGUAGAUUUGGAAGGCUUUUUGUCAGACAGCAUCGUAAAAGCCCGAGAACUGUUGAAAAAACAAAUCGAGGAAAAUCAGAAGAAAGAAAUGGCUUAUCUUAUUACUCAAUUUAUCCAUACCGGUGAAUAUAACAUGGAAAAUAUGAGUUUGACUAAGGUAACUAGCCUGGCAGCCUUUAUUGACAAGAGUCUGAAGGAAGUUGAGCAGAGAUUGGCUUCAACAGAUGUCCAUGACCAAGAGGUUGUUGCAAAUGGUGCUAGAGCUCUUAACGAAGGAGAUAUGCUGGCGAAUAUGGAUCAUGCUACUAACCAAGGUUUGGACAUGAACAAUAAUUAUGGUAUGCAUAGUGAUGAUCAAUUUUCUAUCAACUUCUCUGAGCUAGAAUUUAACGAUGCUAAUUUCAAUCCAAAUGGAUUUUGAUCUAAUUUGGAGUAUUUUGGUUAUAUUUCUAAGUUGCAUCUCUCAUGUUUCAAUUUGUUCUGACUUUUUGUCUUGAAAUUUUUGUGUUACAUUUGCUCACAAUGCAUGUUUGUUUUAAACAUGUACUAUUUUUUUUCUCUAUAUGUAAUAUUUAUUUUUAUAGUGUUGGUAUUCACCAAUGAAAUUGAAAUAGAUAGUUUAAUAAAUAUAGAUUAGAGUUUUUAAUAAUUUCAAAAA